ACUUUGACAGUAAAUACGUGGAAGUAAAUAUGCAAAACUGAUGUGAAUGCUCCAUCGCUCACAGUUCUGAUUAAUAUUAUAGUUAUAAAUUAUUUAUCUUGGUACUAAAGUAGAAUUUAGGAUCGAUAACGUAAAACAGUGUUCUGGAAGAAUGGCACCUACGAGAAAACCUAACGAAGGUCUGCUGGCAAGGGUUAACUUUCCAUUGUAUGCGAUCGAAAUGUUGACCAGCCGACACGUCCUAGUCGCUGGUGGAGGUGGUGCCUCUAAAACCGGGGUAGCCAACGGAUUCGAAAUCUAUGAGAUUUAUCACAACGGUGACCGCUAUGUAGCAGAUGAAGUGGUUCGACACGAAACGGGUCCAACGGUGGUCAUGAACUGUGCCAUCCGGAAUGAUGAAAAACGAACCUUGCUCCUAGCUGGCCAAGAAAGUCACUGCCAAAUGUAUCUAGUGAAUUCGAUAAUAACUUCAUCAGAUGGUGACUUCGUAGGUGGCACGAAAGCUGAUUCCAUAGAUGGACUCCGAAAACGUAAAAAUAUCUCCUAUCAACCGCAAGCCAACGGUCAAGCUAAUCAUCAAACUCCAAAACAAAAAAAUGUUGAAGGACGUGAGAAUUCGAAUAGCAGGGUUAAAAAACAAAUUCGCUUUGAAAUCAAAACAGGGGAUUCGGUACAAACUGACUUCACUGAGUCGGAACCAUUGCAACGAGUCGUACGCAUUAGUCCUAAUGGGCGUAUUAUGGCUACGGGUGGAAUGGACGGACAUUUAAGGAUAUGGAAUUUCCCUAAAAUGACCUUGCUGUCCGACAUUGCAGCUCAUACUAAAGAAAUUGAUGAUAUAGACUUUAGUCCAGAUAACAAACAUAUUGUUUCAAUUGCCAAAGAUGGGCUCGGAGUAAUAUGGUCAAUAAAUCCAGACAAAGAGUCUCGGAAGUUAACCUGGAAUCCGCCGGAAGGAAUUCGCUAUCUGAUGAAACGCUGCCGAUAUGGGGCUAUUGAAGGUCAAAAAGACAAGCACCGACUAUUUACGUUGGCGAACCCGUUCUCGAAGUCGGGCAAAGCCAAAGGACUUCUCCAGCAAUGGAAUCCAGAGACUGGUCGGCUGACACGGGUUGUAGAAAUUGAUGAAUCACUUGCAGCUUUGGCUGUGCGAGACGACGGUCGUUUCGUUGCCAUUGGAACAAUGUUUAGCGGUUCAGUAUCAAUCUACAUUGCAUUUAGCUUGCAGCGGGUGCUUCAUGUUCCCAACGCCCACGCUAUGUUUGUGACAGGAUUGCAAUUCCUUCCUGUUACUAAUUUCGAUGGUCCAUCGGUUACUGGAGACACUGAAGCGGCUGUUCUAUCUAUCUCAGUGGACAAUCGCGUUUGCGUUCAUAGUUUGCAGUAUAGACAUUCUUUACCAGCCUGGGUAGCUGUUUUUGCAAUCAUACUGAUAUUGUUUGUAACGUUUUGUUUCUGUUCAUACAUUGGGCUGUGAAUGGUAAAGUUCAUUAUAUAGGAACAGAAGGGUGUUAGGUAAUCGCUGUAUAGUUUAUAAAACGUAGAAACAGACAAAUGAAAUUGUUUAGGGAACAAAAAUUGCUAAUAUAAUCACUUUAACCUUAUUGACGCGAUACAAGCAAAUGAUAGCUCAUUGCAAGUGAGAUGUUAAUUUAUUUUACUGUCUUAGUACACUCUAUCGUGAAUAUAGAAAAUAAUACAAUUGCACUGAAGUGUAAAAUAUAUAGCUCGAACUGAACGAAUCCUAUCGUAAACUGUUUAUUAGUUUAUUUCAGUGAAAAGCUGUUUUGCAAACUAAAAGAUAUAGUUUCGAAAUUACUACUGUAUAUAAAUAAUAAAAUACACAUUUGUUUCGAUGUGUUUAGUUCAAGUAUCAGUUUUCACAAGAUAGCCGCAACAAAAAAAAAACUAUUACUUGACAGAAAGUUGAGGAGACGAUCGUUAUCUUCAGUUACGGUAAAUGUUCCGAAACAUAAAUAGUAUGGUUCUAUCCUAAUUAAAUAAACACCUCUUGAAUUCUACAUUGUUCGAAAAAUCGCGAUCAUCCCAACAGUGUUGAACAGUUUGACGUUUAACUGAGUUUUACAGCUGAGUCUUCAACAAUUAGCUCGACAAUUGGUUUGUUUACUGAGAGUUUGGCCAUUAUUCUGCCUAUUCUAGACGUGCAAUGUGACAUAUCCGAUAUAUCGAAUCAAUAAAUUACUUUACACUUCGGGUAUUGUUAUUAAAAAAUAAA
Messenger RNA from Wyeomyia smithii (pitcher-plant mosquito), 2236 nucleotides. RefSeq names its product prolactin regulatory element-binding protein. Gene Ontology annotation, cellular component: endoplasmic reticulum membrane. Gene Ontology annotation, molecular function: protein binding; guanyl-nucleotide exchange factor activity; GTPase activator activity. Gene Ontology annotation, biological process: protein secretion. Lineage: Eukaryota; Metazoa; Arthropoda; Insecta; Diptera; Culicidae. The coding region runs from base 152 to 1477 and encodes 441 amino acids. The record is from RefSeq and is a predicted model, not a curated record. The transcript is spliced from 3 exons.